This is a messenger RNA of Synchiropus splendidus (mandarinfish), 2073 nucleotides long. RefSeq names its product platelet derived growth factor c (gene pdgfc). The transcript is spliced from 6 exons. The coding region runs from base 402 to 1484 and encodes 360 amino acids. Gene Ontology annotation, molecular function: platelet-derived growth factor receptor binding; growth factor activity. Lineage: Eukaryota; Metazoa; Chordata; Actinopteri; Syngnathiformes; Callionymidae. The record is from RefSeq and is a predicted model, not a curated record. Gene Ontology annotation, biological process: positive regulation of cell migration; positive regulation of protein autophosphorylation; positive regulation of phosphatidylinositol 3-kinase/protein kinase B signal transduction. Gene Ontology annotation, cellular component: membrane.
UUGUCCAAACUCUCGGCUCCGGGACGCAGACACGUUUUCCUCAGCUACUUUCUCGUCGACAUCCGCGCCUGCGAGUGCGUAAAGUCGCUUAGGCUGAGUGCGCCAAAGUCAGCGAGGUGGUAAAAUGCGCUCACUGGAGGCGCUUCUGUGCCCGAGUGCCACCGCGUACUUCUGCACUUCUGAUUGAUCAUUCCACGAGCUGAUUCCACCACUGGAUUAUCCUCCCCGAACCUCUCUUUUUUGAAGCUCAACAAGUGCGCUCUUGUGGAUCGAGUCUGCACGGACAGGAUGGGUUACGCUUCUCGGUUCCACCAGGACUGACUGAUUGAGAUUAUGCGGAUUCUACUGUGCGUCUGCCUCCAAAUGUGUUCGAAGCAACACUGGUGCGCUGUGACCCAAGCAUGUGCGUGAUCCGACCCGUCCCGUUCGCUGCGCGCUGUGACCGCCAUCCACCGCUGAUCCAAAUGAUCCUUCCUGCUCUCCUGCUGCUUGCAACGCUUCUCCAACAGUAUGGAUCGCACGCGGAGUCAAGUCACAUCGGCAAGUUUCACCUACAAAGUGUAAAAGAACAAAACGGAGUUCAAGAGUCCCAGGAGGAGAAGGUCAUCACAGUGACAGGAGAGGGAAUGGUUCAGAGUCCGGAGUUCCCGAAGACUUAUCCCCGGAAUAUCAUGCUGGUGUGGAGACUAGUGGCGCCGAGCAACAUGAGGAUCCAACUCACCUUCGAUGAGAGGUUCGGGUUGGAGGACCCAGAAGACGGCAUAUGCAAGUACGAUUUCGUGGAGUUGGAGGAACCCACUGAAAAGACCAUCCUGGGACGCUGGUGCGGGUCACAGUCGGCACCGUCGAGUCUCAUUUCCAAAGGGAGUCAAGUCAGGAUCCGCUUCAUCUCGGAUGAAUACUUGCCUUCGGAGCCUGGCUUCUGCAUACGCUACUCCCUUCUGCCAGUGAGAGACCUGGAAACUCCCGCCGUUCCACCAUCUCACCAGGACAUCCAAGAGUUAUCGGAGACGGUCGCUGGCCUCGGCACUGUGGAAGAAGUCUUGAAGUACUUGGAGCCGGAGCGAUGGCAACUGGACAUGGACGAGCUGUACAAACCGACGUGGCAUGUGCUCGGCAAGUCCUUCAUCCUGAACAGGAAGCCCAGAGGAGGAGUGGAUCUCAAUCAGCUGCGUGAAGAUGUUCAGCUCUACAGCUGCACGCCACGGAACUUCUCUGUGUCCUUGCGGGAGGAGCUGAAGAGAACGGACGCCAUUUUCUGGCCCAGUUGCCUUCUGGUCAAGCGCUGUGGCGGAAACUGCGCCUGUUGCUCUCAUCGCUGUUUCGACUGCCAGUGCGUGCCCUCCAAGGUCACCAAGAAGUACCACGAGGUUCUCUUGCUGAAGCACCGAAGCGGCACCAGAGGCCUGCAGAAGUCCAUGACUGACGUGGCCCUCGAGCACCACGAGGAGUGCGCCUGCGUGUGUAAGGACGACUCGGACUGACCUCACAGGAGUGACGGGAUGAUGGAGAUGAACCUGUAACUCAUCCGCUCGGAGCUAACAAGGCACUCUUCCUGUUGUCCUUUCGCUAAGUGGAUGAAGGGAACAGAUUCCCAUAAAUCUCCGGGCUGCCGUGUCGAACCAAAGACAGAGACUCAGAAGAUCACUGGAGCUGAUCAGGACUGUGUUCCAAAAUCAGAGACAACAAGUGCAGUUUCACUUCUUUCGUUUUAAAUUUGUCAUCAGCUUUUUUAUAAAUGCAUUUUAUACGAAUGAGAUGUUCCGCUUGUUUAUUAGUGCCACACAUUCUGAGCUUUCCAUGGCAUUUGUUCUCAAACUGCAUUGAUAUUCAGAGUUCGGUUCUAACUUUAACUGAAGUUUUGUAUAUAUUUGCAUCCUCUUUAUUUUUUUAAACCACAGUGGCAUCCGGUCAAUUCUGCUCCAUCAAAUUUCCCUGUGACAUAUUUAUUUACAAAAUCAUUUUCCAUUUGUGUGAUUUUUUUUUUUUUGUGUAUAUUUUUGGCCUUGAUUUUCUCACAUGAUUUUCCCUCUUUUUCAUGAAUACAUCAUGUACGUUUCCAGAAAUCUCUGU